Trypanosoma rangeli is the source of this 546-nucleotide messenger RNA. RefSeq lists its product as uncharacterized. The transcript has a single exon. NCBI's taxonomy places the organism in Eukaryota, Euglenozoa, Kinetoplastea, Trypanosomatida, Trypanosomatidae. The annotation marks the transcript as partial. The record is from RefSeq and is a predicted model, not a curated record.
AUUCCAUUUGUUUUUGAUUGGUUUUAUGUGACGAAGCGUGUGUGGCGUGUGCUCUGCUGCGCUGUGGGCAGUGUGUGGUACUGCCUUCUCUUUUUUGCCGCUUUGGAUUUGAGGACAUGCGUUUCCUUAUCGCGGCUGGGGCGCAUGGCUCUUAGACUACGACUCCUCGCGUGCCUUUGGGGACCGUACGGACAAGAUUGGCGACACGGGGUUCCUGGAGUUGUUUUCGAGCUCCUUUUGGCCCAGUGCGAACGGCCCCCGCCGCGGCAAGCGAUGGCGGCGAGGAGGAGGGCGCAUUCAAGCAGCCAUGGCGGCGUUGCUGCUGUGGGCUUAGCUGCUGUGUGUUCUUUUAUUUGCCGUCGUGAGGUGCAGGGGCGGGCGGCGCUGAGGGAGGCGCAGCGUGUGGGAGGGCGAUGGUGGACACGCUGCGGCGCGCAGCAGAGGCGGGCGAGGGAAGACCCCGCAGCUUUAAGCUGUGCACGGCGUCGGCUGGCGCGAAGCUUCCCUUUGGGCUGCGUUUUUAUUCUUCUCCUUUUGGCAUCUUAG